This is a messenger RNA of Striga hermonthica, 1224 nucleotides long. NCBI's taxonomy places the organism in Eukaryota, Viridiplantae, Streptophyta, Magnoliopsida, Lamiales, Orobanchaceae. The record is from the annotation of a GenBank genome assembly.
AUGGACAGUGCAACCAAAGUCUGCAUGGUUUGCUCUUACUCUUACCCUUACUCAGAUAAGGCAGUUUCGUCGUACGCCGUAAUGAUCGUCGAAGUGCAACUGGAAGUCGGCGGCGAUGUUAGUGAUGAGUCGUCAGGCAUCCCUGUUAAUGAUAAGUCACUCAUCGCCAUUCGCCCCAAGUUUCUCAUCAAUAGAAUCUCUUUGGAUGGGAACUACACUUUCUGCGUUCUGAAUUCGACCCUGUACAUGAUCGAGAUGGGCAUUCCUACCAUCGAGGGAUCCCUGCUAGGGAAGUCGAUAUAUACCUGCUGUCUGUCUCCGUACCUGAAAGACGGCGGCGGUGUCGCUGGCGGUGAAAUCCCGAUUUUGGGUAAAGACGUGCUGCUGGCCUUGCCGGAAAUGUUGUACCCCAAAUUCCUUCCUUUCGUGACCCCCACGCCCGACGGAAAGAGGAUUGUGGUAUUUUCAUCUACUAUGAGCAUUUUCAUCGGCGGUGCCCGUUACCCUGAGAAUUCCGUGGGUGAAGAAAUAGAUGAGGAAAUCGAUUUCGAGGUGUUCGACCCGGAAAAAAAGGAAUGGCAGAAGCUCCCGUCGUUACGGGACUGCCUGCCUUGGCCGAGGUGGCGCCAUUUUCUCGAGUUUGAAAUACAAGGAUUCACGUUCCUCACGAGCUCAGAAAUGCUUGUCCAAACGAGUGAAGGAAUUUUCAUAAUUGAUAUCUAUAAGCCGGAGAACGGUUGGCAUGGUCAGAUUCAGCUGUGCCUGGAUGCUUACGGGGCUUACGACAUUUCCCCUAGGGCCAAGACCGAGUACAAGGAAGCCUUGUUUGAUUCGAGCAGGGCCUCUUGGUUUCCUACAUCAUCCUUCGCUUGGGAUGUGGAUGUCAGGUAUGAAUUACUGUGUUCUUUCAAGACCGAUGUUGUUUAUUACAAGAAUCCUGGUGCUCUUCUUGUGGUGAACUUGCAAAGUGCCCUAGAAAUGUACACGCACAAAGCGUACAUGCUUUUGGAUGUGUCUGUCUAUGAACUCAAGGAAUACAAAGAGGUUGUUUAUAGAAAGAAGAAGAAGAAGAAUAAGAAGAAGGAAGUUGUGGAGGGAGAAGGUCCUGAGAAGAAGAAGUGCCUGAACCUGAAUGCUAGCUUUGUGAAGUCGCUCAAGUUCAAGCUUGACACAGAGGCGUGCUGGAGUUUUAUGCCGCACAGUCUGUCAGUUAUUCGAUCUUAA